CAGUUUGUUUUCAGCAUGCGCGCACUUCACUACCUUCUGCUGCUGCUCAUCGUGUUCACUGGGCUCGUGGCGGCGGCUCCCACUACGCGCCAACGGCGUCAGAUCGACUUGACGCUGUCGGCGGAUCAUGAUGACAAGGACCGCGAGACGGAGCUGGCCUUGGAGGCCAUAGCCGGACUCUGGAGCAGUGCUGACAGCCGCACCAAGAUCGACGGAUCAGCACGAGUGGUGCAUCGUCACAAUUCAAUGCAAUCUGGUUCGGAACAGGAUUGGCGUUUGGGUGUGCGUGUCGUCUUCACUUAGGCGUCACCACUUAUCCUGUCUCCAGACACAGGUCAAGGUUCCUGCGGAAUUACCAGUUGGCGUGCUCUCCCUCCGUUCGAUGGACAAUAAAUCUACUAACCGUACUGUUCGUGGAAGAUUCCUGAUAACUUUUUGACCUUCGACGAUAGACUUGUAAAUAGAACGUUCGUGAAUACAAAACCAAAA
This is a messenger RNA of Drosophila persimilis, 489 nucleotides long. RefSeq lists its product as uncharacterized. The transcript has 2 exons. NCBI's taxonomy places the organism in Eukaryota, Metazoa, Arthropoda, Insecta, Diptera, Drosophilidae. The record is from RefSeq and is a predicted model, not a curated record. Bases 16 to 303 code for a protein of 95 amino acids.